GGUGACCAGCCCAGGGUCACACAGCCACAGCCUCAGAGCUAGGAGCUGCUGGCUCCCUUCCAGCCCAGGAAAAGCAAUGAUUCAUGACUCCUAGCCAACUAGGGGCGGAGCAGAGGUGGAGCUGGGGAGACCGAGGUGGCCUCUCUGAGCACCACAGCACAGGUGGCAGAGUGGCCCAGAGCAGCAUGAAGCAGAGCUGGGGACCAGGGCUGCUCAUCCUGGGAGCACUGGUCUUCAUAGAGGGUCUUCAGACAGCUCAGCAUGCCUGUGGGCAGCGUGGCCCUGGUCCCCCUGAACCUCAGGAGGGCAACACGACACCUGGAGAGUGGCCCUGGCAGGCCAGCGUGAGGAGGCAGGGAGUCCACAUCUGCAGUGGCUCCCUGGUGGCAGACACCUGGGUUCUCACUGCUGCCCACUGCUUUGAAAAGGAGGCAGCAACAGAACUGAACUCCUGGUCAGUUGUCCUGGGUUCUCUGCAGCGUGAAGGGCUGAGCACAGGGGCUGAGGAGAGAGGGGUGGCUGCCCUGCAGUUGCCCAGGGCCUAUAAUCACUACAGCCAGGGCUCUGACUUGGCUCUGCUGCAGCUUGCCCACCCAGCGGCCCACACACCCCUCUGUCUGCCCCAAUCUACACAUCACUUCCCCUUUGGAAGCUCCUGCUGGGCCACUGGCUGGGAUCAGGACACAAGUGAUGGUAAGUGCUAUCCCAGACUGAAGCCCAGAGAGGCAUUCUGAAAGACAGUUUCAGCUCCCAACUGUCCCGGCUUCCAGUCUCCCUUGCUUCCCAGAGCCCAGACUCCAACCCCAACCCCAUCUCUUUUGCCAGCUCCUGGGACCCUCAGGAAUCUGCGCCUGCGUCUAAUCAGCCGCCCCACAUGUAACUGUCUCUACAACCGGCUACACCAGCGGCUGCUGUCCAGCCCGGCCCGGCCUGGGAUGCUGUGUGGGGGUGCCCAGCCCGGGGUGCAGGGGCCCUGUCAGGGAGAUUCCGGGGGCCCUGUGCUGUGCCGAGAGCCUGACGGACACUGGGUUCAGGCUGGGAUCAUCAGCUUCGCAACAAGUUGUGCCCAGGAGGACACUCCUGUGCUGCUGACCAACAUGGCUGCUCACAGCUCCUGGCUGCAGCCUCGAGCUCACGGGGCAGCCUUUCUGGCUCAGAACCCAGAGACCCUGGGGACCAGUGAUGAGGACAGCUGUAUAGCCUGUGGAUCCUUGAAGGGAGGUCCCCAGGCAGGAGCCCCUUCCCUGUGGCCCUGGGAGGCCAGGCUGAAGCACCAGGGGCGGCUAGCCUGUGGCGGAGCCCUGGUGUCAGAGGAGGCGGUUCUGGCUGCUGCCCACUGCUUCAUCGGGCGCCAGAGCCCAGAGGAAUGGAGCGUAGGGCUGGGGUCUGGACCAGAGGAGUGGGGCCUGAAGCAGCUCAUCCUGCAUGGAGCCUACACCCACCCAGAGGGGGGCUACGAUGUGGCCCUCCUAUUGCUGGCCCAGCCUGUGACACUGGGCCCCAGCCUGCGGCCCCUCUGCCUGCCCUACGCUGAUCACCACCUGCCUGAUGGGGAACACGGCUGGGUCCUGGGGCUGGCCCACCAAGGAGCAGGCAUCAGCUCCCCCCAGACAGUGCCUGUGACCCUCCUGGGGCCUAAGGCCUGCAACCAGCUGCAUGCAACCCCCGGGAGUGACAGCAUCCCCAUUCUGCCAGGGAUGGUGUGUACCAGUGCUGUGGGUGAGCUGCCCCACUGUGAGAGCCUUUCUGGGGCACCACUGGUGCAUGAGGUGAGGGGCAUGUGGUUCCUGGCUGGGAUACACAGCUUUGGAGAUGCCUGCCAAGGCCCAGCAAGACCUGCAGUCUUCACAGCGCUCCCCACCUAUGAGGACUGGGUCAGCAGUUUGGACUGGCAGGUCUACUUUGCCGAGGAGCCUGAGCCUGAGCCCGAUCCUGAGCCCGAAAGCUGCCUGGCCAACAUGAGCCAACCAGCCAGCUGUUAACAGGUGACCCAGGCUGUUCGCAGGACAUGGAACACAGUCAAUUCCCACUGCCCCUGCCCCCACCCAUGUGUGGUUGCAGGCACUGGGACAGGCUCAACAGCCUAGCGGGACCUAGCCAGCACAGGACCAGCAGAUGCCCCAUACCCCCCUGCAGGACAGGGGUGUCACUCGCCUGUGACUGUCCCCACACCCAGCUCUGCUCUCCAAUGCAGGCAUCCCCAGCUUUCCCUAUCCUUCAUCCUCUCAGAUAUAACCACACCAGCCACCUGUUUUGAAAAUUUCUUUUUAUGGGGGCAGCGAUUUUCCUUUUUUUAAAACUUAAAUAAAUUGUUACAAAAUAGACUUUAGAAAAUAAGUUACAAAUUGUAGCAAAAGGCUCCCUUUCCACAGGCAACAUUCCCACCCAUGGCCUC
Galeopterus variegatus (Sunda flying lemur) is the source of this 2395-nucleotide messenger RNA. RefSeq names its product protease, serine, 53 (gene PRSS53). Gene Ontology annotation, biological process: proteolysis. NCBI's taxonomy places the organism in Eukaryota, Metazoa, Chordata, Mammalia, Dermoptera, Cynocephalidae. The record is from RefSeq and is a predicted model, not a curated record. Gene Ontology annotation, molecular function: serine-type endopeptidase activity.